GCGUAAGCAUAACUCUUCAGAGUUUGCGGUGUUUAUUGCGGGCACAUGCGGUUCGAAGUUGCCAAAGCGGAUAACCCAUGCCGCUCGUCGCCGUCGCUUCGGCGGUCGCGCCGCCUCCACUCCGGCCACCGGGUUCCCUCCGCUCCCUCCACACUCCUAGAACCCUAGCCCUAACCGUCCCCCGCUGCUCCCCCUCCCCUUCGCCUGCGGCCGUGGAGGCGCCGCCGCAGGCGAAGCCGAAGCCGCGGCGGUACCCGAAACAAUACCCCGGCGAGGCGGUGGGCGUCGCCGAGGAGAUGCGGUUCGUAGCUAUGAGACUCCGCAACCCCAAGCGCACCACCAUCAAGGACAAGACGGGGGCGGAGGAUGGGGACGCGGAGGCGUCGGAGGAGGAAGAGGAAGACGGCGAAUUCGUGGAAGGGGAGUGGAUGCCGAGUAUAGAGGGAUUCUUGAGGUACCUGGUGGACAGCAAGCUUGUCUUCGGCACCAUCGAGCGGAUCGUUGCCGAGUCCACCGACGUCGCCUAUGUUUACUUCAGGAAAAGUGGUUUGGAACGUUCAGAUAGCAUUGCAAAAGAUUUGGAGUGGUUCAGAGAACAAGGGAUUGCAAUUCCAGAGCCGAGUACUUCUGGAUCAACGUAUGCAGCUUAUCUGACUGAGCUGGCUGAGAGCAACGCCCCUGCCUUCCUCUCCCAUUAUUACAAUAUCUAUUUUGCGCAUACAACUGGAGGCAUGGCAAUAGGUAACAAGAUCUGCGAGAAAAUUUUGGAAGGGAGGGAACUGGAGUUUUACAAAUGGGAUGACGAUGUUGAACUUUUGCUUAAAGAUGCCAAGGAGAAGCUUAAUGAACUUAGCAAGCACUGGACUCGGAAGGACAGGAACUUGUGCUUGAAAGAAGCUGCAAAAUGUUUCCAGUACUUGGGAAAGAUGGUCCGUUUGAUCAUCUCAUGAGCCACAAUGCUUGGUGGAUAACCAACUAAUCUCACUGCAUGCUUUAGUAGAGUUUCUCUCAAAGACUGAGGAAAGUAGUGAUACUACCACUCAGGCUUAGUGCAGUUAUGUAAUGAGAAAGGCAGUGGUCUUAGUAGCAAAAUAACAUGUCAAAAGUCUGAAGAAUCGUGUGGUGUAGGAGAUGGAGCUGAUCAGAGCAGUGAGCACGAUACUUUGGAUGUCGAAAUGGGCAGGCCAGUCUCCUUUUUUGGCGUGCAUUGUAGAGCUGCCCGUUUGAUGAAUGAGGCCCUUCCUUUCAGCAACUUUGAUCUGCACACUUGUUGUCAGGAUGGUCUGAGCAAACCAUGGGAUCAUGCUAUCCACUCACUGGUGCCUGCCUGAAAAUCAAUUCAACAUGAGCAAUGAAGUUGCAUGCAGGGUAGUUUAGAGAGGCCUGCAGAAUUUUGUCUGCCCUCGGAUAUUGUACUCGAAUUAUCGUAGCUUAUAAAUUGCUAACAACGGUGUAUCAGUAUUGGAUACUCGAACCAAAAUGUAUAGCCGGAUGACUUGUGUAAUCUGUGUCUCGAUUUUGCGA
Molecule: messenger RNA, 1524 nt
Organism: Phragmites australis (common reed)
Lineage: Eukaryota; Viridiplantae; Streptophyta; Magnoliopsida; Poales; Poaceae
Product: probable inactive heme oxygenase 2, chloroplastic
Exons: 4
Coding region: 78-950 (290 amino acids)
Biological process (GO): heme oxidation; phytochromobilin biosynthetic process
Molecular function (GO): heme oxygenase (decyclizing) activity
Source: RefSeq, a predicted model, not a curated record